Molecule: messenger RNA, 1190 nt
Organism: Ctenopharyngodon idella (grass carp)
Lineage: Eukaryota; Metazoa; Chordata; Actinopteri; Cypriniformes; Xenocyprididae
Gene: sult6b1
Product: sulfotransferase family, cytosolic, 6b, member 1
Exons: 7
Coding region: 126-1034 (302 amino acids)
Biological process (GO): sulfation
Cellular component (GO): cytoplasm
Molecular function (GO): sulfotransferase activity
Source: RefSeq, a predicted model, not a curated record
CGUGAAUGUGGGCGGAUCUACAACAUUCUCCUUCCUGCACUACAGCAUAAAUACUCUCUCUCUCUGUGUGUAUGCGUGUCUUUCUGCAAAUCUGAAGCUCACAGCGAGCACCAGGACAAAAAAACAUGAGUCAAACACCACCUAUGAGUAAAAUGAAGUCCAGGAUGGAGGAAGCGGCGAAGAUGAAGGAUGAAGACAAGCUUUAUAAGCGAGAGGGAAUCCUGUACUCCACCAUUCUCAGCCCACCGGAGACCCUGGACAAGUUAAAAGACCUGGAGGCCAGAGAGGACGACCUCAUCUUGGUGGCGUACCCUAAAUGUGGGUUUAACUGGAUGGUUGCAGUCUUGCGUAAAGUCAUGAAUGCUUCCACUGGGAAAAAUGAGAAACCACCUGAGAGGCCUCCUCUGGUUGAGUUUUUACCUCCAGAUGUUCAAGAGGAAAUAGCUGCAAUGCCCCCGCGGAGGCUUCUGGGAACUCAUCUACACCCUGACAAAAUGCCUGCCUCUUUCUUUACUAAGAAACCAAAGAUUCUGGUGGUGUUCAGAAAUCCAAAAGACACCCUUGUCUCAUUCUUCCAUUUCAUGAACAAAAACCCGGUUCUGCCCAGCGCCGAGUCGUGGGACAAGUUCUUCUCUGACUUCAUGGCUGGUGAAGUUGCCUGGGGCUCUUAUUUUGAUCACGCUCUCGCCUGGGAGAAACGUCACGAUGAUCCAAACGUGAUGAUCGUGACAUACGAGGAACUGAAACAGAACUUAGCAGAAGGUGUGAAGAAAGUCUCGGAGUUCUUCAACCUUCCACUGACAGAUGAGCAGGUCAGCAGCAUCGCUGGAGAAAGUACGUUCAGCGCUAUGGUGGAAAACUCCCAGAAAUCUCACGGCAAUUUUGGCAGCAUCUUCUUCAGGAAAGGUGAGGUGGGCGACUGGAAGAAUCAUUUUUCCGAUGUCCAGAGUAAACAGAUGGAUGAGCUCUUCCAAGCCAAACUAGCUGGAACAAAAAUUGGAGCCAGACUGAAGUAUGACCUUUACUGCCAGUAAAUGUGAAGACACGACGAGGACCGACGGAUGAAGACAGUUUAUUUCACAGGGAUUCAGAAGAGCAGCUGUUUAAUGGUUUUCAUGUUUUGAUACAUUCCAUUGUUUACAAUAAGCAAAAAAGCAUCGCUCUGUCAUUAAUAAAUGUUAGUAAAUACA